Messenger RNA from Schistosoma intercalatum, 4584 nucleotides. NCBI's taxonomy places the organism in Eukaryota, Metazoa, Platyhelminthes, Trematoda, Strigeidida, Schistosomatidae. The record is from the annotation of a GenBank genome assembly.
UGGAUACCGAGAUUUUACACCGAACGGGCGGCCAUUACGAGAGUUGCGGAUGCUUCCGAGAAGUUGGGGAUAAUGGAGGAUGAGUCGUUUAUGAGCGAUGUUGAGGAUUAUGUUAAACAGCAUAAUGUGCAUGAAAUUCUCAGGGACUGCGUUGUUAACUUGUGCCUACAUCGUCCUAGUAAUCCAAUUGCAUUUCUCCGUGAGUAUUUUGAGAAGCUGGAGGUUUGUAAUGGAAAAUGUACUGCAGCAUCAACUAGUCAUGUAACUGGGUUCGCUUUUCAUAAACACUCAGAACGCAAUGAAGAUUCACACGCAUUUCCUAUAUCAAAUACCUCCAGUCGCUCUUUCCAACAUGAAGUUAAAAGUCAUGGGAGUGGUUACUUUGGUGUUAUUAUUCCCUCCGUAAGCUCUCAAAAUUGUGGGAAAUCUUCAGAAGUGAAUAACCAUCGAUGCUCCUGUGAUACAGAUAAUCUUAUUCCUAACACUCUUGAAAAACGUUUGACCGAAACUCCUUUGAAAGUUGAUAGUAGUUACGAAUCCAAUAAUAUGAAUGAGGAUGGAAGUGGUUAUGAUGGAGGAAAUAGUGGGGGAACGAGAGGCUUGUUAGCUGUAUCACCUUCCGGAGUUAGUUUAACUAGACGUCGGUCUCGAAGAGGAGCAGUUAGUGGUGAAGUUUAUACAGAAGAAGAUGCUGCAUCUUACGUUAAGAAGGUUGUACCGAAGGACUAUAAAACGAUGACAGCUCUUUCAAAGGCUAUCGCCAAAAAUGUCCUAUUUUCUCAUUUAGAUGAGACGGAAAGGAGUGAUAUAUUUGAUGCCAUGUUCCCUGUACAUCGUAAUUCAGGCGAUGUGAUUAUUCAGCAAGGAGAUGAAGGUGAUAAUUUCUACAUAAUCGACCAGGGCGAGGUUGAUAUCUUCCUCAAUAAUGAGUAUAGUAGUACAAUCGGGGAAGGAGGUAGUUUCGGUGAAUUAGCUCUCAUCUACGGUACGCCUAGAGCAGCUACAGUUAGAGCGAAAACGGAAGUUAAAUUAUGGGGUAUUGAUCGAGAUUCUUAUAGAAGAAUAUUGAUGGGGAGUACUAUUCGUCGUCGAAAAGUGUAUCAGGAAUUCCUAUGUCGUGUACCUAUUUUAGAUAAUCUUGACAAAUGGGAACGAUUAACUGUAGCAGAUGCUCUCGAACCAGUCCGUUUCGAAGAUGGUGAAGUUGUUGUACGUCAAGGUGAACAUGGUGAUGACUUCUUUAUUAUUACAGAGGGUACAGCUGCUGUUUUGCAAAGGCCGUCUGAAUCGGGUGAACAAGUUGAAGUCGGUAAAUUAAGACCAUCAGACUAUUUUGGUAAGUGUUUUAUUUGUCUAAAGAAUUUGUAUAAGUUGUUAGCUUAACAUAGGGUAUCAAAGCACACAAUUUAACGCUUUGUUACGUCGUGAAGCUAUACAUCUCAUUAAACACUAGAAACUUAGCACUCACCACAAAUAAUUUAUUAUAAUUGCAAUCUAGAGUUCUGGACAUUAUCGACUUAGUUUUUUUAACCAUAAAUCUGUAGUUUAAAGUACGAAAUUAGAAUACAAUCUAGUUCGAAUUCAUUAAACGAAAGUGAUAAUUCUCUAGGUCUUUAGAGUAUAACCUUGUCUAUUCUAUCAUGUGAAAGCAAUCAUACACCUAAUUUAUAUUAAUUGAAUGAAAGUCAACAUGUUUCAGGUCGUUCAACGCUUAAGCAAAUAAAUGAGUUUCAAUAGUUUUUAUCCUUUCAUUCGUGAAUUCAGGUAAAUUACAAGAAUCUUGAAGAGUAAAUUGUAAAUGCACUCAAAAAUGCUGGGACGGAGUGGAGUAAACAUUGACAUUUACAAAAGUUUGUGGACUGGUAUUUUAGAAAGUGCUUCUUCCAUUACGGUAAGGUGCAAGACAAAAAGGACUUAGAUUCGUGCAAUCUAAAGUAUGUUACUCAUGAGAACCUAACAUAUUGUGGAGUUUUCCUGCGCACGUCUUAUUAGUUGAUCGUUGACUCACUUCUUCGGAUCGACCAAUAUUGUAUUGUCCACCUUUAUCUUUGUUAAGUAUUGGUACUCAUUGAUAAUUUAAUCACGUUGAAUGUAAAAUAGACCAGUUAUUAUUUACUAUCGAGCCAUUCAUGUGUUGUGUAAUCCGAUGAAGAUAAAAGUUUUCGUUCUAAUAAACCUCAGAACACGUUAUUCCAGGUAAUAUGAUAAACCACAUGUAAUCGAAAAAACAGAAAAUCUCUUUCGGUGAGUUCGAACCGCCAAAGUCAUCUGAAGGGUUUAUGGUAGAGUUUAGCGAGAAAAUUUAGAUAAAGACAUAAGUUGUUAUAAAGUUAAUUGUCUAGUCGAUAAAUAAGUAGUGUAUAUACCUCGCUGUUUCAUCUACAUGAGCAGCUUAUUUUGACAAAAUAGUGUUUAACUUAAGGAUGCCUUACUAGUAAAAUGAACAUACGACCUCGUCCUUGAUGUAUUUUACUGGUGCGUUUCAAUAAAUACGUCACUCAUCUGAAUAAAAAACUGACUCAAAAUAUAGGGCUUGGUUUGAUGAGUGGGCUACAUUUUUUGACUAAACCAAUUCUAUUCUGGCGGGAAACUGCUUCACUUCCCUGAUAUGCGUAUAUUUAUGGAAAUAAUACUCCAUUUAGAUGUUAUUUUCGGCACACCUCACCGUUGAUUUUUCGGUUUCUAUUUAUUUAUUUAAACACAUAAAUAUUGGUACAAAUGGGCAUCGAAUACAUGUGCACCAUACAAGUCACUUGAUUUGUGUGUGGGCUGUGAUACUACUCGAGCAUCCAGACCGAAGCAGGUGAUUUUCUCAAAGGGUCACGCCCGGAGCCUUCGGCCUAAAGGUGUGAUCCACAAGGCAGUGGAGCAACGCCAGGAGGUGCAGUCCCAUAGUAGCAGGUGAUCAAUAAUUGGUUCAUACGCCAUUUGUUCCAUCAUGAUCCUGGAGCCCAUGUGCACCAGUAGUUUGGGAUCAGGGUUUUCCAACUCCCCUAGCUGGGUCCUCCGUGUCCACCAACCCGGUUAAAGCGCCGGACAUUCGCUUUUCGUCCUGUCAAUUUCGUAAACAACACCCCAGCCGCGAGAAGGCGAUGAGUAGGACUUCCCUAGCAGUGGCUGUAUACGCGUGGUCAUGUGGGAGCAUUUCGAGACUAUAUUUGGAAAUCAUAGAUACAGUGAAUCUGAUCCUAGAUGUGUAACAGGUUACAAUAUUUGCACUGGACUGUAAGUCGACUUCUAGUGUUCAGUCGAACUGUCAAGCUGCUGUUUAGUAGCAUUUUCAGUUUUUCUUCUGUUUGCACAUUGAAGAGAAAUUCCGAGGAACCGACAUGUCACUAAAAAUUGCUUGUUCGCAUCACUACUUUAUUUCAUCGUACUAUAUCGGACUUGUUACUUCAAAGAAUUUCUGGCUAAGUUGAAGACAGUAAGACUUUCUGCUAUCUUGUUUACAUAACUCGUUGAUCCUAUUACAUCUAAUCGUUCUGUAACUAGUUCUGAAUUCGCCCAUUUUGUGACAUAAGUCGCUACUAAAUCAAGUGAUGUAAACAUUAGAAAGUGGCACAUUUCUAGAAUCUAAUAUUCGAAUAACCGGAGAAUAUUUUAGCUCAUAAAUCGUAACGCACAACUAUCAGUUACUUGUCCCCUUGACACACGUUGGUAUAUGUUCCCCAGUAAUACAACUAUAUUUCAUACAAUAACACCGUAAAAAGUCGUACUGUUAGCAAUUUCUGUUAGAAUUAAAUAUAUUACCAAUUUUCUACGCACGUAAUUAUUUGACUCUUUAAAUUUAUUUUACAUAGGUGAGAUUGCUCUACUGCUUGAUCGACCACGUGCAGCAACUGUUGUUGCCCAAGGUACUUUACGUUGCGUGAAACUUGACCGCAAACGAUUUGAGCGUGUCAUGGGUCCGUGUUCAGAUAUUUUGAAACGCAACAUAGCUAAAUAUAAUAGCUAUAUUUCUUUGAGUGUAUGAAUUUGUAGUUCUUUUUUUAGGGUAAUUAGUUCCCAAAAUGGAAAGUUGGGUCUACUCAGUAUGAAUUCAGAACAGCUGCGAAUCUUCCAAAGUAAUUUCUUUUACUAUAACACAGGUCACUCAAUUUGUUGUAAACGCCAACAAUGGAUUCUUUAUUUAUUAUCCUCGACAUAAAUAUAUGUUAGAAACGCCUUUGAUGCCUUUUAAAAGCAAUUGUAAACUGGUGCGGGAAAACAUACUUCAUUUAAACAUGGUUCAAUAACAUAAACACGUGUACGUUCCAUCUAGUUCUUGACAUUUGUCCAUGAUUGAAGGAAGCUCGGCAUAGUGAAUAGACGCCUAAUACGUCUAUUUGGCCUUGGUUAUAAAAAAGCCCCAAUUUUGCAGCAAACACUGCACUUAGCUUAGAGAAUCGUCAGCAAGUCGAUUGCAUGUGACCCAAUCCCGAGAGGCAAGGAGUGGUUUAGCUACAGAUGUGUUUGGGUUCGGAAUCUUUGAAUCAUUACAAUAUGCAAAACAUAGUGCAUAGAUUCAAGAAUAUCAAUGUCUCAGGCACGUAGUUAACUUGUUUAUUUCAUCAGCCACUACAGCCCCAUGCUGUUAAACAGCAG